Linderina pennispora is the source of this 240-nucleotide messenger RNA. RefSeq lists its product as uncharacterized. The transcript is spliced from 2 exons. Lineage: Eukaryota; Fungi; Kickxellomycota; Kickxellomycetes; Kickxellales; Kickxellaceae. Bases 1 to 240 code for a protein of 79 amino acids. Gene Ontology annotation, molecular function: DNA binding. The record is from RefSeq and is a predicted model, not a curated record. Gene Ontology annotation, cellular component: chromosome.
AUGUUUGGCGACAGGUUGCCAAUUGCGGUUUUUGUUGACAGUGACCCGGACGGCGCCCGUAUUUUCCAGACGUACCGCGAUGGCGGGCAGUCAAGCAAGUUACCGGUGAAACUCCCGACAGCAGUGGCCAAGAUGCUCUAUCUCGGCAAGAAGGUGGAGCUGGAGCUCGUGACCCAGCACCGGUCGACCUUGCUCGACUACAUAGGCGAUGUCUUGGGCGACAGGUCAUGCUGGCUGUGA